Messenger RNA from Engraulis encrasicolus (European anchovy), 4232 nucleotides. Its product is annotated as cadherin-19-like. Gene Ontology annotation, biological process: homophilic cell-cell adhesion. The transcript has a single exon. Bases 393 to 866 code for a protein of 157 amino acids. Lineage: Eukaryota; Metazoa; Chordata; Actinopteri; Clupeiformes; Engraulidae. Gene Ontology annotation, molecular function: calcium ion binding. The record is from RefSeq and is a predicted model, not a curated record.
UAGCACUUCAUGAGCGAUUGCAAGACUUGAAUAGUCAUUGAAUUGCUUUGUGAGUUUUACAUAGCCUACAGUACUGUACUAUUUGAGCAAUGUGCUGAGUGCACGACUCUAAAUUAACACCAGCAAACCGGCAGAAUGCUGGUGAAAUUUCAGUUUGGCUGGUAGAAAAGACCAACAUACUAGUCACUUUGACCCGUUAGUGAGUGUGUGUUUGGCUAGUACAGUAAGAUUAUCAUCUACUAGCCAUUUUGGCUGGUGAUGAUAAAAGUAUAGAGCCCUGGCUGUGUGUGUCUUACGUCUCUCCUCUCUGUCCCCCAUCAGUCCUGUCUACAUUAAUCUUUGCGGUGCGGAGACACAGGAAGAGGACCCAGGAGAAGCUCUCCGCGGACGAGAUGGACACCCUGGAGUAUUCUGAGAAAGUCCUGAGGUAUUCCGAACCCACCAGCAGCCAGACCAACGGGUGCCGAACAAUGCCGGGUCCGGUGGUGCCCCUUCGCCCGCACCCCAAACGGCGGGAUCGUCGUCUCCGGCGCGAGGAGGUGGCGGCGAGCAUCCGCAUGUCCCUGCGGCACUCCCACCUCAUCGGGCCCGAGGACGAGGUCUUCCGGCAGUUUAUAAUGGACCGGCUGGAGGAGGCCGACCAGGACCCCUAUGCAGCGCCGUUCGACUGCCUGCGGUCGUACGCCUUUGAGGGGACAGGGUCCACCACGGGGUCCCUGAGCUCCAUAGAGUCCUUCAGUACCUUUGGUUAUGAGGGUGGUGGGACCGCAGAGAGGCCGCGAGAUCCCGCUCCCACCACACCCACCACACGGUUCCUCAGACUCACACCCUGGCUGGGGGCAGCAGAGGAAGAGACCAGUUUCUGAAUAAAUAAUAUAAGAGAUCAAUAAGGGAAUCAGUUAUUAAAAUAGCUGUGUAAAGGGACUCUCCACACUGCAUUCAUUAUAGUACAGCACACCGUUUCUCAACACACUUUGCUUUGGACUUUCUUCAACAUCACCUGGCAUUCUUCAAUACGUAGCUCAUCAAGUUUCAAUGACUUUGACACAACCUGACACAGUAGCACCAAAAUAUGCUUCUGUCAUUAUGUUGACAGCGCUAAGGAUCUAUCACAGAUUCCCAGGGCUUCAUUAAGUCCUUGAAUAUCAGGUGUGGUGGGACUGUGAGAUCUUGGGAUCCUUCACUCUCCACACGGUUCCUCUGACUGAUGCCCUGGCAGGGUGCAGCAGAGGAGGAAACCAGUUUUAUUUUAUUAUAUUUUUAUAUUUUAUUUCUGAAUAAAUUGGAGAUCAACUAGAAAUGCCCUCAGAGAGUGCAGAACUCAGCCAAGGAAGCUGUUUGAUAGAACAUUCGACUAUGUAACACCCUAUAGAAACCGGAGAACCUUGGAAACUGGAAUGUCAAAAUUCGCACUGUCCCGCAAUUCAAUUUGCCGUCACUAGGGGCAUCUAGAUUUCUAGUCUAGCAAUGCUGAAGAAUCUUAAAAAAUUCCUGGUUCCAGAUCGUUAUCCGGAUCAUCACCAAAAUGUAAUCACUUGUUCCUCUGGUCAUUUCCAACAACUCCAUAAAGUUUCAUCCAAAUCCUUUCAUAACUUUUUGAGUUAUCCUGCUGACAGACAACCUAACAAACAGACAGUCUGACAAACCAAAAGGACCGAAAACAUAACCUCCUUGGCCGAGGUAAUAAGGAAAUCACUUUAAUAGCUUGAUGUAUGAGCCUUGAACCUUUCCACACUGGAUCCAGCACAGUAAAUAUACCACAAGACUUUUCUCCACAUUACAUAUAAUCUCUGUUCCAUCUUUUCUUUGAUGGCCUCUUCAUACACUGGAUUUGAUAUAGUGCUGCACACACCUUGCUUCGACAUUCUUCAACAUUACACAAAAUGCACCAAAAUAGGUUUCUGUCAUCAUCUCAGCGGCACUACCCUGGGGUCCCUGAGUCCAAUAGUACAUUUGAGUGUGGUGGGACUGAGAGACUUAGGGGAUCUUGCGCCCCACAAUACAGUUUCUCAGAUGCACUUCCUGUCUGAGCGCAGCUGAGGAGGAGAACAGUUUCUGAUGAAUAAGGGAAUCAGUUAAAUGACUGUACAAUGGGAAUCUGUACACCUCUACUCAGUGGAUCCAAUAUACUUCAACAUACUUUGCUUUGACAUUCUUCAAUAGUACCUUAGGUUCCACUGUGCUUGACACAACACAACACAGUAACACCAAAAGAUGUUUCUGUCGUCAUGUCAGCAACACUAAGGAUCUAACACGAGGUCUUUCAUUGGGUUCCUGCCCUCCAUUGAGUCCUAUAGCUUUGAAUGUGGUGUGGACCUUGGGGACCCCAGGAUCCUUCACCCAACCACAAGGUUCCUCAGACUCAUAACCUAGCUGGAUGCGACAGAUGAGGAUACCAGUUCGUGAACAGAAGAGGCAAAUAGGCAGAUGAACUGGAUUGGCGUAGGUGUAGGAGAAGCAAAGGCCUCCUCACAUUGUGUUGGACAUUGACAUUUGCAGAGUGGAAUGCUUUGCUUCAACAUGUUGGGAAGUCAUUGAAAGCCUACAUGUAUCCUGGAAAUUCCUUGGAAUUCUUGGGAAUUAUAUAGUUUGCUGUAUGGACAUUUAGCGAGGGCAAAAAAAAACAGGAAGAUUUGCAAACUGGGUGGGAGGAGGUGAGCACAUUUCUGAAUUGGCCUUAAUUUCCAUCGGGAUCAAUACUGUCCCUGCUCGGGGUUCAACAGGUGCAUUCAAUCCCUGUCACACUACCUUGUGAUAGUAUGUACAGUAGUACACCAAAUCAUUCAAAUAAUAAUAUUCAAUCCUUGGGAAUUAAUCCAUUUGCUGCAUGGCCGCAAUGCAGGACUCAGGCUAAGUCGCAAAGUUUGAAAAUGGCAAGGUGUGCUGAAGCCAGGAUGUGUGGCUGUGAUUGUUGUUGUUGGUUGUGUUGAAGCCAGUGUACAUACAGAAUGAUGUCUGAAGAAAAUGUGUCCUAAUAUCCUCCCUGAACAAAAGAAAAGGGAAAAAACUGUCUGGGAUGACACCCAGUGUCAUGGGUGUUCCCAGUAUUCCUGGAGAAAAGGGAUCCAAGUUAAAAUCAUUAUCCCUAAUACUUCAUCUUCAAAUCUGGGGUCUAUACACUGUAUACUUUGUCAUGUUUUACCCAGUAAGACGAGGACUGGUUACCAAGGGAAAAGAAACCUCUAAUUGUAAAUGAAGUGAAGCCAGAUCAUGCCAGUUUACAAUGUGAUUUGUUCAGAUACCACUGUCUUGUUCUUUUAUUUCUCCUUCAUGUUUUUGGGCGGUGGUGGCUCAGGUGGUAGAGGAGCCGUUCGGCAACCAGAAGGUUGCAGGUUUGAGCCCUGCUCUGUCUGACCCAUAGAGGUAGAAAAUAACACUAGAGAGGACCCCGCCCCCCUUUUUACGGCAAUCUGUAGCGGCCAUUAUCUGUAGGUAGAUCAGAGAAAUGGAAAUUAACGGAGAACGAGGCUCACCUCUGUCAAAAAUGGCUUAAUCAUGUGAAAAUGUCCAUCAACACACUAUACAAGGACAGUAGUUGAAGCGUGUUGCUAACUAUGUUCAUAAAAGAUAUUAUUUGAUUUUUAAAUGUAUUUUAUCGACUCAUAUGAUUUAAGUAGAUAUUUAGCCUGACAUUUCAAAUCUGGUCUUUGAUUAUAGUGUUACUUCAUAUUUACACAGUUUUAGUUAAUUUCUUGACAGGGGUGGGCGUGUUCUCCAUUGACUUGCAUUGCCUGAAGUUACCUACCCUACCUACGGAAGUUGGGAAGCUCCAGCUGCCAUUUCCCAGUGCUGUCGCAAAUUGCUGUGUCCUCUCUAGUGUUAUUUUCUACCUCUAUGGUCUGACCCCAUCGAUGUGUCCUUGAGCAAGAUACUUAACCCAAAUUGCUUCUGGUGGCAGGGAGGUACCAAGAGUGGCAGCCACGGCCACCGGUGUGUGAAUGGCUGAAUGUGAGGCAUAUAAUGUAAAGCGCUUUGACACUCGAAGGAGUGGAAAGGCGCUAUAUACAGUAAAGGCAGUCCAUUUACUAUUUGUAGCAAAUCAAUAUGUAUCCUAUUUAGGUUUCAGCAUCUACUUUUGCUUCACUGUUAUUUAAGAAUUUCAUUUGUGAUUGUAUUAAUUAAAAUUCAUUGAUUUUGAGUUAUCCAGCUACAAUACGCUAGAUAUUUCCUUAAGCUGCAUAAUUGUCAACUGUGGGGUUGUUGUACUGGUGCUGUACAAAUUAAAUCCCACC